GUGAGUUGUAAAAACAAUUCCAAGAAUCGAAAGCUCUCGCCAUCAAACUCAUCCGAACAACUCAAUUGAUAGCAAUUAGCAAGCCACAAUGGUGUACAACUUGAGAGGCAGAAGAAUCUUAGAUAACCAGGAAAGAAGUGAUAUCUACCGGAAGAAAAGGCCAAAAAAGUCAGAACUGAUAAUGCCACAUGCUAAAGAUACUAGUGCUCCAAUUGAAGCGGGUGAAGAAGACAUGAGUCCACCAAUCGAUAUUGAUUCCGAUGAAGAUUUCACCCACAUUGCUGGAAAUGAGAAUGACGUUGCUAGUUCUGGGAUGGAAAAUGAUUUUCACACUUUUGAUAAUGAUCGCUUACCGAAUAAGAUUUUGAAAGGACAAAUUUGGGCAAUUUAUGACGACUAUGGGAUGCCUCGUCGAUAUGUUAAGAUUGACCUCAUUUCACAAAACACCGAUUCUGUCUUUUCACAAGGUACCCAUGCUGCGUAUGUAACGUUAUUGAAACACAAUGGGGAGCAGAAUUCCACAGAAACCAGUUGGUUUCGACCUGUUUGUGGAAACUUUACCCUCUACUCAAAGGGUCUAGAUGUCAGUCGUUAUUCCUUCUCUCAUAGAGCUUCUCAUCAAUUGCGAUACAGAAGGAACAGAUUUUCCUACCAUAUAUCCCCUAGGAAAGGUCAAGUUUGGGCCAUUUACAAGGACGGCAGCAGAGUUUCUUCUCCCAGAUUGCAGGUCUAUGACCUGGUCGAGAUCCUUAAGGAUUCUGAAAAUGGGUUGAGGGCUGUUUAUCUGGUCAAAGUCGAAGGUGGGUACCGAAGUUUAUACAAGCGACAAGUGAAGGACAGAGUUGAAGUUUCUCUACAAAUAGGCCCGAAUCAACUGGACUGGUUUUCUCAUCAAGUCCCAUCUUUCCGAAUAUUUAAUGCACAAGAUUCUCUCAUCCACGGUUGCUUUGAACUGGAUCCUGCUGCACUUCCACUCCGCGUUGGUAAUUCCAUCGAUACAAUGGAUCCAAAAAUCGAUGAUCGGUUGCUUCUUUUGAAAGUUCUUGAUUUCAAGAGCAUGAUGAUGAAGGAGAAACUCAAAGACAAUAGUGUUUGGGCAUUAUAUGAUGAUCGCGAAGGAUUACCUCGUAGAUACGCCUUAUUAGAAUGUACAUCAUCUGGUAGAGAGGUUAUGACUUGGCUAGAACCUUGUCCCACUAGUGAAAAUGAAAAGAAGUGGUACAAGGCGGGGCUACCUAUUGCCUGUGGAAACUUCAGGCGGAAGAAAAGUGUCUUGUUCGUGGAUCAUGCCAUGUUCUCACAUCCAAUUCAGUGUAACUGGGAUGCAGGAACUGAGAAUUUUGAAAUUUACCCUAAAAAAGGUGAGGUAUGGGGGAUUUACAAAGAUUGGCAAAUGCAAUGGAGCUGUGACCCAGAGAGAAGCCCAAAUGAGCAAUAUUUUGACUAUGAUUUUGUUGAAAUCCUCACUGACUUCAAUGGAAACGAGGGCUUUCAGGUUUCACAUUUGGUAUAUGCAGGGGAUUCUAGCUUUUGGAAGCACAAAAAUGCUUCUGAAAAUCAGGUACCUGUUUCCAUCCUUAGAGAUCAGUUAUAUAGCUUUUCACAUCGGAUUCAAAAAUACAAAAUCAUCGGUAGCAGCAAAACAGAAGAGGGGCGUCUGUUUUUGGACCCGUUAGUGGUUUCCCUUAAUGCAAGCAAAAAUGCAGCUCUAUCAGAAGAUCCCAAAGAAAAUGAUCAAGAAGUGGAGAAGAAAGAUUGUAGCAAGUUUUUACGAGGACAGAUAUGGGCUUUGUACGAAGGCCCGGAUCAUAUGCCUUGCUCAUACGGUAUUGUAUCCAAUACAUUACCCCAUGAACUUAAGGUUGAGGUUAUGAUGUUGAAACCACACCCAAUAUCGGAGGAUGAGAUGGAGUGGGUGGAUAAGAACUUACCCAUCUCGUGUGGAACUUUUCGGGCAGAAAAGGUGGCGACUUUAAGAGAUGUUGAAGAGUUCUCACACCAGGUCAUAAUGGAGGGUGAAAACAAAAGGCACAGGUCAUUUUACAAAAUCAUUCCCCAAAGAGGUGAGGUGUGGGCUGUGUACAAUGACAGUGGGACGGAGCAAAGGGAAUAUCAGAUGGUGGAGGUAAUCGCGCCUUUCGAUCAAGAGCUGGGAGUAAAUGUUGCUCCUUUGUUUGAGGUGUGUAGUUCGAGGGUUUUGUUCCAAAGGCAUUUUGUUAAGGGAUUUUUGCUGGUGAAGACUAUUCUGAUGAAACAGAUGGUGCAGUUCUCGCAUCAAGUACCGGGCGAAAGGAUUAACGGAGACGAGAGUGAGAUGCAGGAUGGGAGAUGGAAGCUUGAGCUAUCUGCAAUACCUUCUCAAUUAACUCCAUUUUAGUGUGGGAAAUAAUGUAGGUGCAGUAAAUGAGUACUCUACAGGAAAACGGUUUUCGUCAGUUUUCGGUUGCUAUAUGUUUUGGUUGGAACUGUUUUUGGUCUUAGGCUUUGGUGCUUGUUUACAUUUGGAUUACAUGAACUUGUGCAUCAUUUGAUUGAAACAACAUUUCCA
Molecule: messenger RNA, 2548 nt
Organism: Rhododendron vialii
Lineage: Eukaryota; Viridiplantae; Streptophyta; Magnoliopsida; Ericales; Ericaceae
Exons: 2
Coding region: 89-2377 (762 amino acids)
Source: RefSeq, a predicted model, not a curated record